Molecule: messenger RNA, 3164 nt
Organism: Dendrobium catenatum
Lineage: Eukaryota; Viridiplantae; Streptophyta; Magnoliopsida; Asparagales; Orchidaceae
Product: auxin response factor 16
Exons: 13
Coding region: 129-3011 (960 amino acids)
Biological process (GO): response to hormone; regulation of DNA-templated transcription
Cellular component (GO): nucleus
Molecular function (GO): DNA binding; protein binding
Source: RefSeq, a predicted model, not a curated record
GAUUACUUCUGAGGAAGAAAAUAUAGUUCUCUGUGCUCUUUCUCCAAAGCACAUUGGUGGAUUUCUCGUUCAAGGUGUCUGCUGGUUCUCUCUUACUAUUUUUGUUUUGGAGGAAAUUUUAGAAGAUCAUGAAGGUUCCGCCGGCGAAUGGCUUUCCGGCCAAUACUUCAGAAGGGGAAAGAAAGAGCAUGAACUCAGAGCUAUGGCACGCUUGCGCCGGGCCGCUUGUGUCUUUGCCACCAGCAGGCAGCCAUGUUGUUUAUUUCCCUCAAGGCCACAGCGAACAAGUAGCUGCUUCAAUGCAGAAAAAAAUGGAUGGCAUUCCAACUUACCCAUCGCUUCCUUCUAAAUUGAUCUGCGUGCUUCAGAAUGUCACCUUACAUGCUGAUACUGAAACAGAUGAGGUUUAUGCUCAAAUGACUCUUCAACCAGUUAAUAAAUUUGAUAGAGAGGCAUUGCUAGCAUCUGAAAUGGGACUCGAGCAGAACAAACAACCCACACAGUUCUUCUGCAAAACACUUACAGCAAGCGACACUAGUACUCAUGGAGGAUUUUCUGUGCCCCGCAGAGCUGCCGAAAAGAUAUUCCCGCCUCUGGAUUUUACAUUGCAACCACCAACUCAAGAGUUAGGGGCCAAUGACUUGCAUGACAUAGUAUGGACAUUUCGGCAUAUAUAUCGAGGUCAACCAAAAAGACAUCUACUAACAACAGGGUGGAGUGUGUUUGUAAGUACAAAAAGGCUUUUUGCUGGAGAUUCUGUCCUUUUCAUUCGGGAUGAAAAAUCACAACUUCUCUUGGGUAUAAGGCGUGCCACCAGGCAGCAACCAACUAUUUCUUCCUCUGUCCUCUCAAGCGACAGUAUGCACAUAGGAAUACUUGCUGCUGCUGCUCAUGCUGUUGCGAAUAGUAGUCCAUUUACAAUCUUUUACAACCCAAGAGCAAGCCCCUCUGAAUUUGUCAUUCCUUUAGCAAAAUAUAAUAAGACAUUUUACAUGCAAGUGUCCCUUGGCAUGAGGUUUAGAAUGAUGUUUGAGACAGAGGAAUGCGGUGUUCGCCGGUACAUGGGAACAAUCACAGGCAUCAGCGACCUCGAUGCAACUCAGUGGAAAACUUCGCAAUGGCGUAACAUUGAGGUUGGGUGGGAUGAAUUAACAGCGGCUGAUCGACCAAGCCGGGUAUCAUUAUGGGAGAUUGAACCGGUUGCAACUCCAGUCUACUUGAGCCCUCCUCCAUUUUUUAGGCCUAAAUUCCCUAAACAACCAGGGAUGCCUGCAGAUGAUGAAGCUGAAGCGGAGAUUGCCUUUAAAAGUGUCAUCCCAUGUCUUGGGGAUGAUUUUGGCAUAAAAGAUACUCAGAGUCAACUGUUCCCUGGCCUGAGUCUGGUUCAGUGGAUGGCCAUACAGCAGAAUUCUCGGCUAAGCUCCUCUACUUCCCAACCAACCUACAUCCCCUCCAUGGAAGCAUCUAUUCCAAGUAGCCUCAUCUGCAACGAUCCGGCAAGACUAUUGAGUUUCCAGUCUCACACAUCCUGCUUUCCGAAUUUUCAAUACGGUUUCAAAUUAAAUCCACAAAGCCAACAGUUAGAUCAACACCAGAAACCAAAGAAGCAAAAUUCCAAUGAGAUUCAAUUCCCGCCGCCGCAGCAGCUGGCAGAAAGUCAAACACAUUUAAAACAGAGAAAACAUGACAACCAACAACAGAAUCUGCAGCAGCUUAAUGCACAAAAGCAACAAAAUUUAACUCAAGCGCUGUUACUUAAUGAACAACUUCAGCCAUCUGCCUUUCAGAUACAGCAGCAACAAGUUAUACAGAACCAAAAAUCUCACUCUAUCCAAGGAAAAACUCUAUUGAACCAGACAUAUCUUCAACCACAAGUGCUUCUUCAAUCUAAUUCCAACUUCCAGCAACCAGUGGAGCUGCAACAGCAUUCUCUAUUGCAGCAGCAGCAGCAGAUAGAGAUGCAACUGAUACAGAAGCUUCAACACCAGCAAGUGCUGUCUCAGCUUAGUGCUCAAGUACAAUCUCAGCUUUCUCAGCAGUUGCCAUUGCAGAACCAGCUGUUUCAUCAACAGCAAAAUUUCCAGCAAUUACCUAAAAACCAAAUAGCAGGUCACUCUAACCCUCAAUUACUCGCCAGAACUCCACCUCCACCAUCCGAAAAUGAUGCACCUUCAUGCUCUACCUCGCCUUCCAGUUCUUGCCAAGUCUCAAUGCAUGGUGUACCUAGCAAAGUGCUGCAAGAACUUCAGAACAGGCAUGAGAUGCACGUGAUCAAGGAGACUAAUCAUAUUCUUUGCCAUAAUAGUAUGAGAGAUCAAUUGGAUUCUUCUUCUAUGAAUUCUUUUUGCUUGGACGGCAGCUUACAGGAAGGAUUUUCACAUUCUCCUGUAUGUUUGGAUGCAGAUCUUCGUCAUGAUUCUCAUAGUAACCUUCUUACAGGAACCAAUUCAGAUAUUCUGUUACAGAACUCUAUGCUAUCAAGGGGACUCGGUUCUGGAAAGGAUAUUCAAAACUUCUUACCAAGUUAUUGUAAUCAGAGGGAUGUUGACACCGAUUCAACUGCUGCUGUCAGUUCUCAGUCAUUUUGCUUGCAAGAUAUGCCAUUCAAUCCUGGCUGGUCAGCUGAUGCUUGUUUUAACGAGGUUGGAAUGCUGAACCAAGAAAUGUGGGCUAACCAGCCACAACGCAGGAGGACAUAUACAAAGGUUCACAAGCGCGGAUCUGUUGGACGAUCAAUUGAUGUCUCGCGCUAUCGAGGUUACGAUGAACUCCGCCAUGAUCUUGCUUGCAUGUUUGGAAUUGAGGGACAACUUGAAGAUCCCCACAGAACCGACUGGAAAGUAGUAUAUGUGGAUCAUGAGAAUGACAUACUUUUGGUUGGGGAUGAUCCUUGGGAGGAAUUUGUAAGAUGUGUUCAAAGCAUCAAAAUACUAUCAUCAUUGGAGGUUCAGCAAAUGAGCUUAGCUGGUGAUCUACCAAAUGUGGUCAUGCAUAACCAAAGCAGGAAGUAGAACUGAAGUUGGGACUGCGCAGAAGAUUUAAAUAAGCAUUGGCAAAAUUCCUAACCGACUUUGUACUAUGCCAUUUUCUUCAACAAGGCUAAAAAGUUUGAAUGAGCUAUAUUAGCCGUUUGGAAAAAAAUUAUCCAGUAUAUUCCUUGCCUU